This is a messenger RNA of Grosmannia clavigera kw1407, 1275 nucleotides long. RefSeq lists its product as uncharacterized. The record is from RefSeq and is a predicted model, not a curated record. Lineage: Eukaryota; Fungi; Ascomycota; Sordariomycetes; Ophiostomatales; Ophiostomataceae. The transcript has a single exon. The coding region runs from base 1 to 1275 and encodes 424 amino acids.
AUGUCCCACAUCGGCCCCGAGAUGCCGCCGCACCUCGCCAAGAGGAAGCGCACGCCUGAAGAUGAACACGAUGGUGACGGCAGCGACAGAGAGGCCAGCCGUCGCGUGCGGCGAGCAUCCCCUCCACAGAUCGCUAAGCCGACCAACGACGAGGAGAUAGCUCUAGACGACGACAGCGAUGGUAUCCAUGUCGAUCCAGUCCUGCCGGAAGCCCUCCCUGUGUCUGUGACAGCCCGCCCACGCAUGGGACCGUCUAUGGGCCCGACCUUGCCGCCUUCAUCACCUGCACCCAAGACUGGCUCCGACUCUGCCUCCGGCUCGGAUUCAGACUCAGACUCGGACUACGGCCCCGCCUUGCCAGGAACUGACAGCCACAGCGAGGCCAUGGCCGCCUACAUCGAAGAACAGGACGCCCAGGAAGACGACGACGCCCGGCUGUACGGGGUCCCACGGCCACCGGCUGGCCCCGACCCUGACGCCCCGGCUCAGCGCGACGACUGGAUGCUCGCUCCGCCUACUGACGACGUCGGCGCCCGCGCAGCCGACCCAACCAAGAUCCGCGCCCGCAAGUUUGCUACCGGACGCGCUGCCAACGCCGUAGAGGCCCGUGCUGUCGGCGGCGGCGCUGCGGCCUCGGCUAUUGGCAGCCUGUGGACCGAGACGAUUGAGCAGAAAUCGCGGCGGUUGGCAGACACCGUGCUGGGCCGGGCACCCGAUCCAACACGCGCAGGGCCGCGGCCGGAAACCCAGACCACCCGCAGCGGCGGCUCGGCCUCUACGUCCUCCCGAAAGGCAGACACCCGCGAAGCCCAGAUCAUGGCCUACACCGAGGCCACGCGCGGCCGCAGCCUGUAUGAGACGCACCAGGACUCGAUCAAGGAUGGAAGGCGGACAGGAGAUAAAGACGAGGAAAGGCACAGCGAGAAGCGCGACAGGCAUCGACAAAGAGAGAGCGAUCACAGCGAUAGGCAUCGCGACAGGGAGAGCAGCAGACGAGACAGACAAUCCGACGGCCGAGACAGGGAGAGCGAUAGGCAUCGUGACAGAGACAGCGAGAAGCACCGCCACAGGCACGACAGGCACCAUAGACAUCGCGACGGCUCGCCGUCUACCAGUAAGCGCAAAAAGGAGGAGCUGGACGAUCCAAGCGCCCGGGCCUUCGAUCGCGAAAAGGACAUGAGUCUGGGCGUGCAGAUCAACCACAAGCAGCGGCGUGACCUCCUUAGCCGUGCCAGCGACUUUGGCGGACGGUUCCAGAAAGGCAGCUACCUCUGA